This is a messenger RNA of Rhinolophus ferrumequinum (greater horseshoe bat), 768 nucleotides long. RefSeq names its product basic proline-rich protein-like. The transcript has a single exon. The record is from RefSeq and is a predicted model, not a curated record. The coding region runs from base 1 to 768 and encodes 255 amino acids. Lineage: Eukaryota; Metazoa; Chordata; Mammalia; Chiroptera; Rhinolophidae.
AUGAACGCCCCACUGCCCCGAGCCCCGCCCCACCGCAGACCCCGCCCCCGGCGCCCGGCCCUCGGCGGCCCCUACACCCCCGGGGCGUUGCCUUGGCCGCGCCUUCGCCACCCGCGCGGAGCCAGAUGCCGCCCCCUUCGCCGGUCCCUCCUCCGGCGGCCUGGCGCCUCCCUCCUUCCCCGCCGCGGUGACUCACGGAGCGGGAGGCGGAGGCUGAAGCGGCCGCUCCCGCUGCUGCUGCUGGUUCUGCUGCUGCUGCUGCUGCUACCACCGCCGCCGCCGUUGCUGCUGCCGCCGCCGACGCCGACGCCGUCGCUCAAGCUGAGCGCGCCCCGGAACAGGCCGCCGCGCGCUGCGCACGGACCCGCAGCCCCCGCCGGCCAGGCCGGGUCGGGCGGCCCAGGUAAGCGCCGACGCCAGCUCGCGCUUGUAGCGCCCAGGCCCGCGCCGCGCUCGGGCUCCGGGGAGCCGCCGGCCCUUUGUCUCCUGGGGAGGGGCCGCGGAGGGCGCCCCCGACCCGGCUCGGACCCACCGGCUGGGCCCCCGGCGCGGCGCCCUGGUUGGGACCAGGCCUCCUCGCCCGGCUGGGCCGCCCCUGUCUCCUGCCGCUCCGCAAAUCACCCUCCAGGCGUCCUCACCUUCUCCCGGGGGUCGCUUCCACAGGUGUCUGAGCCACCCACUCUGUCGCUCAUCUCACCGCGUCGGGUUGGUUGUCACCGUGUGUCAGCACUCCAGGUCCCGCGACCUCUUGUCUCUUUCCUCACCUGA